AAACGCGGCCUCAUCCUCCACUGCAUGCUUUUAUUGGUCCUUGGACUUGAACAGUACGCAUCAUACUCGAAAGUGUUUCUCGAGCACCUAGCCUCUGCGCUCAAAGUGCCUAAGACCGUACUCGUGGACGAUGAGAUCAGAAUCGCUGCAGGGCUUUCAGAGAUUGUCGAGAGCAUUCCCGCGGAGGAACUCAACCAAAAGCGACUCGAGGAGUGCACCAAGCCGACCCGAAAAUCAAGAGCUGGCAACCUUGAUCGAUUGGCAGCAGGCCCUACCGCAGCAUCCUCCACGCUCGCCCCAUGCCUCGCAAAACAAGGUAUUGGCAGCAUGUUUCUUGGCAGGGCGCGCAUUCCGCCAAGCACGGCAGCAGCCUUGCUCGGAAAUGUGAAUGAGAGCACGGUGGCCGUUGGUACUAUCUUUGGCCUGUACGGAGGCCGGCUGGGCGGCAAGGCGAUCGAUAGUUAUGCGAGGGAUGUGCAGGACUUUGGCUUGCUUUCCCUGAGGGGAGACACAUACUCGGAGCUUCUUGACCCAAAGGACGUUCCUGCUCAACAUCGGCGUCUUCGAAUGUGUAUCGCUGUAUCGGGUUGGAUCACGGGCGCGACAAGUCCUUUUGGCAAUAGCUGGAAGGCAAUCGGUGAUCGCAACGAGAGCUACACCCUACAAUGGGAGAUGGACGCUGUCGCCAAAAUGGGACUUGCCCUGGAGACAGUCAUGAAGAGCAGAGCUUGGAGCCUGGCGCGCAAAGACGCCAUCUCUAAGGACGUUUUCACAUGUCUGAGAGCCUCCUUGUGGCCUGCCAGCCUUAUCAAGAUCAGCAAGGUCAUUGAAAACCCCUGGAUCGUCGGGAUUGUCCGAGCAGAAAAGGCGGGACAGGUGUUGGCCGAAACAUUAUUGAACAGAGUACAAGGAGAGAGAGGCGUGAGCCUGGUGGGCUUCAGUCUUGGCGCCCGAGUCAUCUACUCCUGUCUCAUGUCGCUAGCCGAAAAGCGAGCUUUCGGCCUAGUUCACGAUGUCGUCCUCAUGGGCUCCCCAAUACCGACCGAGAUCCGAGUCUGGGCCGCAAUCCGGAGUGUUGUCACUGGUCGUGUGAUAAAUGCUUACUCAAAGGAGGACUUCAUCCUCGGGUUCUUGUCUCGAGGCACGAAUUGGCAGUAUGGAGUUGCCGGUCUCCAAAGCAUACAAGGAGUGGCCAAUGUCGAAAACAUAGAUCUCGGUGGUCUCGCAAGCAAUCAUUUCCGAUAUCAAUGCCUCACGUCUCACAUCCUACAGAAGUCAGGUUGGGAUGAUAUGAAGCCUGAGCAAAUUGCCUCCGACAAACGG
Messenger RNA from Microdochium trichocladiopsis, 1323 nucleotides. RefSeq lists its product as uncharacterized. The transcript has 2 exons. NCBI's taxonomy places the organism in Eukaryota, Fungi, Ascomycota, Sordariomycetes, Xylariales, Microdochiaceae. The annotation marks the transcript as partial. The record is from RefSeq and is a predicted model, not a curated record.